Messenger RNA from Suhomyces tanzawaensis NRRL Y-17324, 237 nucleotides. RefSeq lists its product as uncharacterized. NCBI's taxonomy places the organism in Eukaryota, Fungi, Ascomycota, Pichiomycetes, Serinales, Debaryomycetaceae. Gene Ontology annotation, cellular component: mitochondrion. The record is from RefSeq and is a predicted model, not a curated record. Gene Ontology annotation, biological process: mitochondrial respiratory chain complex II assembly. The transcript has a single exon. Bases 1 to 237 code for a protein of 78 amino acids.
AUGGCUCGUCUUUCAGGAUUGCAGAGAGAGGUCCUCAAGCUCUACCGUGCGUGCAUUCGCUCGGUUCAUACCAAGCCCGUGGAAAACAGAGCCCAUUGGAGAAAAUACGUCCGGGACGAGUUCACCAAGAAUAGAAACAUCCCCAAGAAACUGUUCAGUGUGAUUGAGCACUUGAUCCGAGUGGGCCACAGACGGUUCGAGUUGUACCUGAGUCCUCACAUCAAGGACAUUCACUAG